GGGCGCCGUAGUCCUGGCUCGGCUGAGGCCAGGCCUUUUCCCGCGCGCUCCUCCCGCGCUGGCUGAGGAGCCGGGAAAGAUGGCGCUGGAGGCUCGCGGGAUGGAGGAGGACGGGGAGAUCUCGGACUCCGACUGCGAAAUGCCCGCCUCCGCCAGGAGCCCCUCGCAGAAACAGCACGAUAUCAACUCAGCCAGAUCUUUUCCAACUGGCAUUCCCCCCUGUGCACCAAGUGUCCCUUACCGCACAACCAAAAGUUUGGACUCCAGUGACGAGAGCUUCUCAGAUUCAGAUGAAGACAGCUGUCUGUGGAAGAGGAAGCGACAGAAAUGUUCGAAUCUUCCUCCCCCUAAACCAGAGCCUUUCAAUUUUGGCCCGAUCCCUCAGAAACAGAUUACUGCAGGGGGUAAAAAGAUCAACAACAUCUGGGGUGCAGUGCUUCAGGAGCAGAACCAAGAUGCGGUGGCCUCAGAACUUGGGAUUCUAGGGAUGGAGGGAAGUAUUGAUAGGAGCCGGGCAUCAGAGACUUACAAUUACUUGUUGGCGAAAAAGCUGAUGAAAGAAUCUGAGCCAGAAGUGGCUGAAGCACUAGACAAAGAGUUAGAUGAAUAUAUGCAGGAUGACAAAAAGACAUUGCCAAAGGAGGAAGAGGAGGAGGAAAUUGGACAAGGCCUCUUGAAACGGAAACGGCCUGUUAAGGACAGAUUGGGUGAAAGACAAGAAAUGAAUUACAAAGGGAGGUAUGAAAUUACUGAGGAUGAUCCUGAGGAAAAAGUGGCAGAUGAAAUUGCCUACCGGCUUUGUGAGCCAAAGAAGGAUCUGAUCGUACGGGUUGUAAAAAUCAUUGGGAAGAAAAAAUCUAUUGAACUACUGAUGGAGACAGCUGAAGUGGAACAAAAUGGAGGCCUUUUCAUAGUGAAUGGCACUAGAAGAAGAACACCAGGAGGAGUUUAUUUAAACUUGCUGAAAAACACACCUAGUGUAACUGGAGAACAAAUCAAGGAAAUCUUCUAUAUUGAAAACCAGAAGGAGUAUGAGAACAAGAAAGCAGCAAAGAAGAGGAGAAUUCAAGUCCUGGGGAAAAAGAUGAAGAAAGCUAUUAAAGGGCUCAACCUUCAAGAAUAUGAUGAUGCCUCAAGAGAGACUUUUGCUAGUGAUACAAAUGAGGCAUUGGCUUCACUGGAUGACUUGCAGGAAGGACAUGGAGAAAUGAAACUGGAUCCUGAAGAUGCUAUUGAAAUUGAUCACACUCAUGACGUGGACCUCUUUUAAUGCAUCGGGUACUUGAGAGACCAUGCUUUUUGUGAGAUAUAUUAAAUUGCAGUUUUUAUAUUAAGACUACGUCUUGUUUUCAUUAGUGGCGAUGGUUGUAUACUGAAGAGGGCCUUUGUUUUCUAACUCAGUGUCCAUACUUGAGUUUUCAGUUUGAUUUAGAUCAUGAAAAUACUUUGAUCCGCUAUCUCCUUUGUUAUAUAACUCAGCACCUAGUUAGGCUAUGUUCUCUCACCUGUGGGAUAGUUUCUAGGUAAGAGUAAAACUCAAUAUUCUCAUUCCAGAGUAAGGCUCAUGUCUGGCGCCUGCUAACUGCAUAGAAAUGUUUUCUGUAUUAUUUAACUAAAGGUAAUAUGCAACAAAGUGACAUACCACACUUGUACAUUUAUUCUGCCAUGGAAGCAUUUAUAAUAAGCAUGGUGUUCGUGGUUUCAGAGUUUGGGAACAUUUUUCUAAUAUGCUAUUCCAAAUGCUUGCAAAUUACUGAAAAUGUCUCUUUAGGUGCAGCACUAAUAAUAGGAAGGAAUGCAGUGCAGAGAUAUUAGGUGUCCUUUGUCUGAAUGUGCAUUACUAUCCACGAGACUAUUUUCUCUAGAAGAUUGUAAGGAAUGUUCAGAUUUAUGUUUUGUUUUAAUGACAAAGUAUCUGCCCCCCCCCCCCUAUCUGAAGCGGUAGAUGCAAAAAUUUGCAGAACUCUUAUCCCAUUUUUGAAUAUUGUUCAGUAAGACAAAUGGACUUACUGCACCACACUUUUAGUUAUGCUGAUGAGUUUUGUGCUAAUGGUGUGAUAUUGUGUCAAAUUACGUGUACUUAAGUACCACUGAAAUCUGUUGGGCGUUGAACACAAUGUAACUGGUUGCAGAAUUGUAGCCCCCAGUAGGCCAGACUCAAGAUUCUUGGCUACCAUUUAGGAUUACAGUUCCCUUUCUAAAUGCAUAUUUUUGUUUGCUUCAUUAUCUAUUGGGGGGGGGCGGGAAUCUGAGUUGCAUAGUUUAGCUACAUACAAGUGUUGAGUUGUACACGGCAGUUGUGCACAGUACAGUUUGUCGGGUGAAAAAAAGGCCCAUCUGAACUUUUCCAGGCUGACUUUUUGGCUCAUUCACCUCUGUAUUUUUGUGUUAAUGCCCAACAAUUUCACGAAAGGGCUGUUGAGGCUUAGGCUGUGGUCCGCUGAUAGCCUUCAGAGGGUCUAACAGUCUGCUGCAUAUCACUUAAGCUGAAAAUUCAUGGCACUAAAUUGCCUUAAAUCUUGACUACACUGACUUAAUUGUUUUGUGAGUUGCUGCUGAAAUAAAAAGUAUACCAAUUAUCAGUAGAUCAUUAAAGAUCAACAAGGCUAAAGAUAUCCACAGUAACUAAAUUUCUUGGGAUAGAAAUGUUCUUUUCUUAGUAUCUGGUAUCCGAGAUGACCUCACACGCGUAUGGGGUAUUAUGUGAAAGAACCCCAAUUUAUUUUUGUGUUUUCAUUCCAAAAUGUUAAGUUAAAACUGCUGUUCCGGAUGUGGAAACAAUGACAUGUUAUUGCCAGCUAAUAAAGGAUUGCUCUCUCAAA
This is a messenger RNA of Podarcis raffonei (Aeolian wall lizard), 2822 nucleotides long. RefSeq names its product phosphorylated adaptor for RNA export (gene PHAX). Gene Ontology annotation, biological process: snRNA export from nucleus. The coding region runs from base 80 to 1270 and encodes 396 amino acids. NCBI's taxonomy places the organism in Eukaryota, Metazoa, Chordata, Lepidosauria, Squamata, Lacertidae. Gene Ontology annotation, cellular component: nucleus. The record is from RefSeq and is a predicted model, not a curated record. The transcript is spliced from 5 exons.